CUUCUUUUUGAUAGUGAUUGUUGUGCUAAUAUACUUAAAAGUAUUUUCACCCGCCAGAAAGCAAAGCCAAAAGAACUUUGAUGUAUCUGUGUUUCCUUUGUAGACUGCAGGGUCCUUUGAUCACAAAGAGUUCUGACCAAUGGAUUACUACUUCAGUUGUUGAAAAUUUCCAUGUCCUACCUUAUGCACAGGUGAUCAGAGAAUGUUUCUUAAGGAAAGCAUUUGCUGACAAUCUACAAGAUCAGAGUUCAGGAGAAAGAGAAAGAGAACUGGAUUUAAACAGCUCCGAAAGGGGUGAAAGACAGUGUGAUUUAGAAUCUGAUACUGAUGGUGAUGGAUAUAGUUGCCAGAUAAACAGUGGUAUCAUGGAAGCUGCUGAAACUGGUGCUAGUAUUGAAUCAAGAACACAGAAUGUUAACCACAGGCAUUGUACCAAUGGUUUUUCAGAUGUUAUCAGCAGUCCCCACAAUAUGGAUGUUGAUGACUCUGAUGGAGUUCACUGGGAAUGCAAAGCUACAAUUGAAGAUAUUAACUGUAGGGUCGAACUUAAUCCUCACAUAAUUGUGAACCCUUGCACAGAGAGUGAUUUAAGUGUCACAAAUGAGGGUGCGAAGGUUGGUUUAUUAUCCUUGUCUUUGUCGCUAUAGUUCUUUAACUCUUUUAUUUCGUUGUUUGGCUUAGUCUUGCAUAAGAUAGUUCAAUUUUAUGAGAUCCCCUCUUAGGGUAGACAUGCAGACACUUGUUAGCAAAGCUUACCUAGCAGUUUAAGCUAUUAUAACAAGUGACCAUUUAACAUUAUAUUAGGGUUGACUUAUAGCAAAGCUACUAGCCUAUUAUAACCACUG
Rubroshorea leprosula is the source of this 845-nucleotide messenger RNA. The record is from the annotation of a GenBank genome assembly. Lineage: Eukaryota; Viridiplantae; Streptophyta; Magnoliopsida; Malvales; Dipterocarpaceae.